This is a messenger RNA of Octodon degus (degu), 1696 nucleotides long. It is a transcript of the gene Plpp7, whose product is annotated as phospholipid phosphatase 7 (inactive). NCBI's taxonomy places the organism in Eukaryota, Metazoa, Chordata, Mammalia, Rodentia, Octodontidae. Bases 302 to 1117 code for a protein of 271 amino acids. The transcript has 2 exons. Gene Ontology annotation, cellular component: nuclear envelope. Gene Ontology annotation, molecular function: sphingosine-1-phosphate phosphatase activity. The record is from RefSeq and is a predicted model, not a curated record.
CAGGCCCAGGCAGCCCGGAGGCCACGGACUAGUCCACCGCCCCGUGGGUGCAUUGGCGCCGGCCUGAUGGGUGGGCUCCAUUGGCUGCUCAGCUGCCACUGACUGACGUCCGCGCGGAGCCGGGUGACAGCGGAGGUAAACAGCCAUGAGCAGCCCUCUUGUCUAUAUUUAACAGCUGCUGCGGGGAAGACAGGGAGGCAGGCAACUGUGGCAGCUCGGGCGGUACUUGUCUUGGGGGACAAGGCCCUCGGAGCCAGGCUGGCACGGACCUUCUCGGGGUGAUCAGGCAGGGAGGGACAGCAUGCCAGCUUCCCAGAGCCGGGCCCGCGCCCGGGACCGCAACAACGUCCUCAACAGGGCCGAGUUCCUGUCCCUGAGCCAACCCCCUAAGGGGACCCCGGAGCCCCGCAGCUCGGCCAGGAAGGCCUCCGGGCCCUCGGCACAGCCCCCACCCGCCAGCGAGGGGCCCCGCGAGCGACGCCAGUCCCAGCAGCUUCCUGAGGAGGACUGCAUGCAGCUGAACCCCUCGUUCAAGGGCAUUGCCUUCAGCUCCCUGCUGGCCAUCGACAUCUGCAUGUCCAAGCGGCUGGGGGUGUGCGCCGGGCGCGCGGCGUCCUGGGCCAGCGCCCGCUCUAUGGUCAAGCUCAUCGGCAUCACGGGCCACGGCGUGCCCUGGAUCGGGGGCACCAUCCUCUGCCUAGUGAAGAGCAGCACUCUGGCGGGCCAGGAGGUGCUCAUGAACCUGCUCCUGGCCCUGCUCCUGGAUAUCAUGACGGUGGCAGGCGUACAGAAACUCAUCAAGCGCCGUGGGCCCUACGAGACGAGCCCGAGCCUGCUGGACUACGUCACCAUGGACCUGUAUGCCUUCCCUGCCGGCCACGCCAGCCGCGCGGCCAUGGUGUCCAAGUUCUUCCUCAGCCACCUGGUGCUGGCGGUGCCGCUGCGUGUCCUGCUGGUGCUCUGGGCCUUCUGCGUGGGGCUGUCGCGGGUGAUGAUCGGCCGCCACCACAUCACUGACGUCCUCUCGGGCUUCAUCAUCGGCUACUUUCAGUUCCGCCUGGUGGAGCUGGUGUGGAUGUCCUCCAACACCUGCCAGAUGCUCAUCUCCGCCUGGUGAGGGCCCCAGCCCGCCCUGGGGCCAGCGGUGGCAGCAGCAGGCUCGGGGGCACCGGGGAUGGCACCUGGGGGCUCAACUUCUAUAGCAUGGCUGGAGGCCAGUGACCCAGGCGGCCCCAGCGACUGGCAUGGCUGGCAGUACCCAGCCCCUGCCCCACUGCUUGGACUCCAAGUCGCCUCUGGAGGUGCCUGAGGCCCAGCUUGGCUUGGCUUUAGCUUGGGGACAACCAGUGAGACCAAGAUGGCAGCAGGAGGGGCUGGAUUUUGUCCCACUGUGAUGACUGUUGAGAUCCUGGCCACACCCAACUCGAUGCCUGGCAGGCCACCGUUACCAAGGAUGGCCCUUAAGGGCUUAGCACAGCAGCGUUUCCCACAGGUGCCCAUGAUACCGCCUGGGCACGGCCGCAGACUGCCCAGCGCCAGAACUGUAGCCCCGAGCUUCCCGAACGUAUCCGAGCACAGGAGCCUUCCCUCGGGGAACCGCUGUCCCCAGGCCCAGGGCCCCAACUUUGCGUGACCGAUGGGUCAGCUGUAUGCAUACGCGCACCUCAUGCGAAAAUACAGAGGCAGCCAGGCCACG